AUGAUGAUAAUGACGGUGUUAGUGAUGAUGGUGAAGAUGAUGAUGAUGAUUCGGAUGAUGAAGAAGAUUCGGAUGAUCAUGACGAUGUUGAUGACGAUGAUGAUUAUGAUGACGACGAAUAUGAUAAUGAUGGUGAUGAUUCGGAAGAUUAUGAUGAUUCGGAUGAUGAUGAUGAUUCGGAAGAUGAUGAUGAUGAUGAUGAUGAUCGAUGAUUCGGAUGAUGAUGAUGAUGACGACGAUGAUGACGAAGUUUCGGAUGAUGAUGAUGAUGAUGAUUCGGAUGGUGCUAUUGAUUCGGAUGGUGAUGAUGAUGUUGAUGAGGAUGAUGCUUCGCAAGAUGAUGAUGAUGACGGUGUUGAUGAUGUUGAGAUUGACUAUGAUGCGGAUGAUGAUGAUAAUGACGGUGUUAGUGAUGAUGGUGAAGAUGAUGAUGAUGAUUCGGAUGAUGAAGAAGAUUCGGAUGAUCAUGACGAUGUUGAUGACGAUGAUGAUUAUGAUGACGACGAAUAUGAUAAUGAUGGUGAUGAUUCGGAAGAUUAUGAUGAUGAUGACGAUGCUUCGGAUGAUGAUGAUGAUGAUGAUUCCAAUGAUGAUGAUGAUGAU
Echinostoma caproni is the source of this 603-nucleotide messenger RNA. Lineage: Eukaryota; Metazoa; Platyhelminthes; Trematoda; Plagiorchiida; Echinostomatidae. The record is from the annotation of a GenBank genome assembly.